This is a messenger RNA of Lathyrus oleraceus (garden pea), 2355 nucleotides long. RefSeq lists its product as uncharacterized. Gene Ontology annotation, cellular component: endoplasmic reticulum membrane. Gene Ontology annotation, biological process: glycolipid translocation; dolichol-linked oligosaccharide biosynthetic process. NCBI's taxonomy places the organism in Eukaryota, Viridiplantae, Streptophyta, Magnoliopsida, Fabales, Fabaceae. The coding region runs from base 542 to 2101 and encodes 519 amino acids. The record is from RefSeq and is a predicted model, not a curated record. The transcript is spliced from 16 exons.
UGAAUAAUGUGGUUAAGUGCCACUAGCAAUAAUUAGAAAUCUUUUUUUUAAUACACCAAAAGUUCUCUCAAUAACAUUUAGAAGUGACGAAUGUCGAAGGUUAAAUAAUUUUCGAGGGUUUUAUGGUCCAAGAGUGAAAUACUCUUUCAAGUAAUAAUGGACGCCUCUAUACAUGGUGUUACUCCCAUUUUAGCAUAAAUCAUGCAUGCUCGAGAUAGAACUUUGUGUUAGGUGAGUUUGAGUAACUUCAGUUAAACCAUACAGAGCAAGGUGAAUCAGAGAAGUAUAAGAACUGGAAGCCCGCACCCCCGCCACAACCGCCGUGCGCGCAGAGUUUUUCAGAUCCAUGUUUUGUAUAUGAAUGUAAAUCAAAGAGGAAUAAACAAAUGGAUGGAAGCCCGGCCGCCGCGCCGUUGCAGCGAACAUUUGAUUGAGUUCACAGUUCCGUUCUCUUUCUCCUUCUUUCUAGUUGAAGCCCGGCCAACGACACCGUUUCACAACAACCAAAGCAUCUAGUUUCUGAUCCACUUCCAAUUGCGAGAUGUCGAAGGAUAAAGACCCUACCAAUUUGUCUCGCACCUUCAAAUAUCUUUUAGCUACUCAAUUCUUGUCCAGAGGAAUUCCAUUUAUAUUCAAUACAUGGAUUGUGAGGCAUCUCACUGAAGAGGACUAUGCGAUGUAUGCAGUGCAGUUUCAUCUAUUUGUUACAUGUGUUUUAUUUCUUAGUCGGGAGGGUUUCCGACGAGCAUGCAUGCGGGUGGAUAUAAAACGUGAUGGUACUUCAAUGGAAGAAGAUGUCAUGAAGCUAAUGAAAGUAGCGUGGAUGAGUGUCCCACUUGGCAUAUUUGUUACCAUUGUAGCAUGCCUUUUUGUCUUCUGGUGGCAACAAAUAAGUUAUUUUAGUCCUUAUGGGCAAGCUGUCUUGGUCAAUGGUUGUGCGUGCAUUUUGGAGCUGUUGGCCGAGCCUUUGUAUAUUCUAUCACAGAACUUGGUCUUGCUUGAAUUACGGUUGAUGGUUGAGACAGUAGCUACAUUCUCACGGUGCUUGACAAUGUACUUUUUAAUUGUCAAGCUAACUGGAAUGGAAAAAUCAAUCAUAUUUGCAUUGUCACAGUCUGCUUAUGGAGCCUGCUUAUUUCUUGGUUAUUGGGGCUAUCUGCUUCUUUUUCGGAAACUUAGAUAUUCUUACAUUUUCCCAUUCAGAAAAGGAAAUUACUUUGGAUUUGACCAGCAGCUUUCGAAGAUGUGCACACUGUUUACCUUUCAAUCGUUUCGAAAGCUGAUCCUUCAGGAAGGAGAAAAGAUAGUGCUUGUGUGGUUUGAUACACCAUAUAAUCAAGCUGUAUACGGCCUUGUGGAUAAAUUAGGUAGCUUAGUGGUGAGACUUGUCUUCUUGCCAUUUGAAGAAAGUUCAUAUACAACAUUUGCAAGGUCUGCUUCAGGAGAAUAUCCAGGAAAACACAAGAAAUUAGGAAAUUGCUUGACAGAAUCCCUCAAGUUAGUUUUGUUUAUUGGCGUUGUUUUCAUGGCAUUUGGUCCAAGUUAUUCUUAUUCCCUCAUUAGAUUGUUGUAUGGUAAAAAAUGGAGUGAUGGAGAAGCAUCAGUUGUUCUCCGCUAUUAUUGCUUCUAUGUCAUUGUUUUGGCCAUGAAUGGAACAUCUGAAGCCUUUAUGCAUGCUGUUGCAACAGAGAGCCAACUCAAGCGUUCAAAUGAUUCACUACUUGUAUUCUCUUUGAUCUCUAUAGUUCUGAAUGUCCUAUUAAUAAGGUUAUAUGGGUCAGUUGGCUUGAUCAUGGCAAAUUCUCUUAAUAUGACUUUGAGGAUUUUAUAUUCCGCAAUGUUCAUAAAGGAUUACUUCAAGGGAUCUUCCUCCUUUUCUUUUCGUGGCUGCUUUCCUUCAGGAUGGGUUAUUCUGUUACUUUCAAGUGUAAUCACUCUCGUUUCUGAGAAUGUAGUUUUGGAUCAAGAUAAUUUCUGGCCAACAUUUAUGAUCCAUUUCUCUGUUGGGCUGGCUUGCUUCUGUGUGUCAUCAUAUGUGAUCUACUACCGGGAAAAACCUUUCAUCAAGAAAAUUAUUCGCUUUCGCGACCACUCGGACUGAUGAACUUUGUAACUUAACUGUAAGAUAGUCGAAUGAAUUAAUAAUUAGUUUUCUAUGAUGUCCAGAGCUGACAACAUAAAUUUAUUUUGAACUGGAGCAGUGUACCAUUUAACAACUAGAGUGUUUCAUAAAGCAUAUUUAUGAGAGAUCAGUGCCUUUUAUUGUAAACCUGGUAUUGAAAAUACUUGGGAUGUAACCUAAUGACACAAUUAGGGUAUCAGAAAAUUCAAAAGUAUACUGUCCCUUUGUUUUUA